Messenger RNA from Geodia barretti, 2536 nucleotides. The record is from the annotation of a GenBank genome assembly. Lineage: Eukaryota; Metazoa; Porifera; Demospongiae; Tetractinellida; Geodiidae.
CCAAGUGCGUUUCUCUGUAGUUCUGUUUCGCCCGGAGACCGUCGUUACGCUGCCGACUCCGUGUUCUUUGUUGGCCUUCUGGAGGUUCUUCUUGCCGCCUGCAGACCCGUUUUCGUCUGCGGUCGGCGCCGGCUGGCUCCAGGCAUCCUGCAGCGGCUGCUCGCUGCUCCUCACAUCAGCUACUUCACCGCCUCGCUGCAAGAAAACAACGGGUAAAAAUAUACACUCGCCACGUGCCCGAAAAUGCCUCACGUUUUUGUUGACUCGCUCCUUCCGCGGGAGGGAGGGGAUUACUGUUCCGUCGAACCCGGGCGGCGGAUCCCACGUGCUAGCUCUCGUCUCCCUGUUGAAGUAGUAGUAGCGGCCCGGGUGGCUGCUGCUCUUGGCGCGGACCCACGGCGACUUCUUCGACAUGUUGGCUAGCUCACUCCCAGGAGAAGAAGACGUGCCCUACGUCCGCGUACGUGCGUGCUGCAUGCAAAAUGCUCCGUUGACGUCGUCAUGCUGCAACUUGCAAACAUGUGCACGUGGGUGAGCUACUGCGCAUGCUCGGACAUUUUCCACAUGCGAGCUCCACCCCUUUCCUUGAUUGCACCUUCGGCGACGGGGGCACCUGCUGACCAGUUGCACACUCCAUGGUCCAGAGCUCCGGACGAUGGCGAUCCGUCCCGCUACCAUUCUGCCGUUUCUGAAAGGAACGAGGCCCUACGCACUGUACGUGCUCGUCGUUCUGAUGCUGGUCUUCACGCUGAACCAGAAUGAUCGCUUUCUUCUGGGGGCGACAGGCGACGCCGUUGUAAAGGCGCUGCACUUCGGGGACUUUUCCUGCACGACCAACAAGACCAACGUCUCCAGCUCGGGAUCCUGCGACAGCUCCUGUGCGAAACUAAAAACACGGAGCGAUUGCGAAGAGAGUGAGGAUGCAGUGGACUGUGUCUGGGACCACACUCCACUGGGUCUUAAAUACGAGCUCCUAGCAGGACCGCUAUUCACGUUCAUCUUCACGCUGGUAACCAUCCCCAUUGGGAUCCUGGCCAGCAGCAGAUGGGUGAACCGGAGAAUAACUCUGGCCCUCUCCGUGGUUCUGUGGAGUGGCAUGACUCUCGCUACCGGCUUCACUCGUCAGUACUGGCAGUUUCUGCUCACUCGCAUUGGACUUGGACUCUUUGAAGCUGUGUGUACUCCGUUUGCAGCUAGCAUCAUAUCUGACUACUUUCAAGAGAAGUUCCGUGGUACUGCACUGGGUCUCUACAACUGGGGCAUCUAUCUCGGCUACAGCAUGGCCUUUGGGUUCAGCUUUGUCCUGAACGCAGAGUCGCUGGGCUGGAGGUGGGUGUUCAUCAUCGCUUCUCUCCCCGGUUUCGCCGUGGCUCUGCUCAUGCUGCUCACCGUCAGGGAACCUGCCAGACACGCCCAUGACCAGUCGUUGGUGGUGUCAGUUCGAGGGAAAUCCCUCAUCAAAAAGGUGCUUCAGGCCUACACGAACCCUGCACUGCUCACCUUGUGCGUGGCUGGAGGAGUGCGUCUCGGGGCCGGGCUGGUGUGGGCGUACAACGUGAAGACCUACUUCAGCCAGAUGCACUGCGAGGGGGUCAACGUGGGCGUGUACCUGUCGUGGGUUCCUCUUGUGGGCGGGACUCUCGGGGCUCUGCUGGGCGGGAUCUUAUCCGACAGCCUCGCCAGAUUCAGUGGGUACAAAGGUCGGAUGUGGGUCCUCAUUCUAAGCCAGAUUUUCGCAGCGCCAUUCCUGGUUGGCACUCUCUUCCUUCGCUCCAUUCCCUUGGCAUUUAUGAGUCUCAUCCCAGCCUACAUCAUAGGAGAGGCUUGGCUGGGCAUCUGUCUGACUGUGGCCAUCGAGUUGGUCUCCCCCGAGGUGUCUCCAGCCUCCAUCUCCCUCUUCCUCUUCAUCUCCAACAACAUCAGCAGCGUCAUGCCUCUCCUACUGCCGCUACUGAAAGACUACUACGGUCUACAGAGAGCUAUGCUUAUUCUUUUUCCCGGACUCUAUGUUAUAUCAGCUACCCUAUUCUCCGUGUCCCUCUGCCUACUGAUAGCCCGCGAUCUGUGUCAGAAGAGAGACGAUGUAAAGUUGAAAUCUCCGAGACAUGUGCGACAAGCGUCUAGAGAGCGAAAGAGGAGGAAAGGAAAGGAGCGACUGUUUGAAAAGACACCGCUGCUCAGUGAGAAAGACCCCAGUUUACAAGGAGACUCCGAUUCCUCUGACUCAUCCGAUUGUGGGAUUUUCGAAGAGAUCGACGAACGGGAACAGAAAGAGGCUCAGAAAGCAGUGAGUUUCUCAGCGGACAGUCACGGGAGACCCGUUGUCGUGGCUGCCAGUGUAAAUGACAGGGACAACACGAGAGAGGGGGGAUGGGAGAAGGCGAGGGUGCCAGGGGUGGUACCAGCUAGAGGUGGUGCCAGCGUUAGUGUAAUGUCGGCCCCACCGAGGGUCCAGAAAAGAGGCAGAGUGGAGAGAGGGAGAAGGGGGAGAGUGAGAGGCUACGGUGCAGUUGACGUCCCCUCAAAUUCAUCAUCA